This is a messenger RNA of Guillardia theta CCMP2712, 4104 nucleotides long. RefSeq lists its product as hypothetical. Gene Ontology annotation, molecular function: protein binding. NCBI's taxonomy places the organism in Eukaryota, Cryptophyceae, Pyrenomonadales, Geminigeraceae. Bases 1 to 4104 code for a protein of 1367 amino acids. The record is from RefSeq and is a predicted model, not a curated record. The transcript has a single exon.
AUGUCGAACAAUCUCAAUCAGUUGUGUAGCUGCUGCAAACAGCAGGAAGUUGCCGAUGCGGCUGCUAGCGCUGAGGACGUGCUUUUCAGUCGAGCUCCUCAUAGGGUGCUGUUUUUCGCUGACGCAAAGGAGCGAAGUGGACUGAAGGUGGAGAAGGAGCGAGACGAGUUGAGAAAGGAAUUUGUCGUAGGAGCCGCUGAUGCGAAAGAUCGUGCUCUAUUGGAACUUGCUCAAGGAGUGAACUUUGAGUACUUCUUCCACAAGGAUGCUUCUUAUCUGCGCCGCGAGAUUUCAAGAGUACAGCCAACCAUCCUUCACAUCGCCUGCCAUGGCUUUGAAGAUGGUAGAUUGACCCUGGGAGGCAAGAGCGUUGAUGCAGAUGACUUGAUACGCUCUUUGCAAGAAGUAAUCCUCGAUUGCAAGAAUCUGCGGCUGGUGGUGCUCAACUUGUGCUGGUCGAGCCUGAUCGCCGAGAAGCUUCGCGGCCAUGUCGACUUCAUCAUCGCCCAUGAGAAGGAAGUGAGCGACGAGGACGCGAUUGAUAUUGCGAAAGAGCUCUACUACUCGCUCGGGCAGAACUCUUGCCUGGAUGUGAUCGUGAGAGAUUAUCUUCGACUGAAAUGUGAUCAGUGCCACCUGCUCGCUCGCGUGCCUAGUGAUGUGCGCGCAUGGGGACAAGAGCAUGGCGUCAUGCGACGGCAAAAUGCGGCACCUCCUCCAGCUGCCAUGGAUGAUCAGACCCAACGCGAUGUAGAGCAGGCAGGGAGUGGGAUGGAGCGAGCUGUAGGCGUCGUCCAGCAAGGCGAGCAAGGAGGCUUGACGCAAACAAGAGCAGGGGAUGUGUUUGUCGUGGCUUACAGCCAGGAAGACGCUGAGAUGUUUAAGCGCCAUGCCAAGGAUGCAUGCAGGCGCUUCCUACACAGCAUGCAUGAGCAAGAGUCGCGCUGGAGGCUGUGCUCGGGGAUGCUGCUCUACUUCCUGCAGUUUAUCAGCUUCUCGUCACGUCCAGUGCUUCAUCACUGGUACUCCUUGGUGAGGCGCAACCGACUUGAGAGUGAGCUCGUUGGCCUUGUGCAGAAGUUUUACGAUGCGGGAAAGAUAUCUUCCUCGUCGUUUGAGGAAUGGAGGGAACGAGAGGGCCAUGCAGAUGUACCUCGAGAGAAGUUGUGCAUUGCGAUGCUGGACUACACGCUUAGCACACUGAUGAACGAUUUCAUAACAGACGAGCAAGCGCGGCAAGAUGCCUUGUUCAAUUGGCAAUCGGAGGUAGAAUCAUUGUACGACCCAUCUAUGUCUGCUGCGGACGGGAUGGACUCUCUGGAGGCGUAUUUACGCGAAUCGGAGGGCAUGGGCAAUGGCAGCUUGUUUUAUUGCGUUCUUCUCGAAGAGGCAGUACAGGUUGGAAGCUUCAUCGCCAUCUUCAAGAUGACGAAACUGAGCAGCGUCUUUGUGCUUCGCUGCUUGCUCGAAUACAACACUGAGAUGAUGCUGAGGAGCCAGGGUCCAGCUGAUGGCCUCUGCAAGCUGAGAACCUGGAUCAGCAGCGCUGGCUGGGUUGUCAAUUUCAGCAGUGGCAGAUUGGAUUGGACCGAGCCAGAGGGAGAGGGAGAGGGAGAGCUGAGCGGGCAGCUGGGGAGAUCGUUUGACGCACUGCAGGCAUGCAACAGUGGCUUCGUAAGCUUGCAGGACUUCCUCAAGGAAGAAGCUCAUGCUCAAAGGACGGACCUGACAGGAGGCGGUUCCAACAUGCAGAAACAGCUCGAGCUGGGAAGAAGCCAGACUCGGGUCGCUGAAGAUGUCAAGUCAGAACGAGCUCGGACAGCGAUCUCAAGCAUGUCCACAGACCUGCUGAGGCAGCAGCUCACCUUUCAUGCUGUUCGGCGCAUGCAGGAAGACGACAUCAGCUUUGAGCUCAUCCGAGACACUGUCCGUCGUGGUUGGCGGAUCGAGUUGAAAUCUGCAGUCACCUACGUCUCAGACCACAUCACAGUCGUAACCCAGGGCUCGCAGCUGAUCACCGCAUGGCGCAACGGGCUGACGAGUCUGUGGCCGCUGGUCAAGCAGAAGGAGGACAAGCUGGUGAGCGACACGGCUUACUCGUUCGUACAGCACAGAGACAAGAUUCUCUUCGCUGGUGUGCUGGACGUGUCUAGCGAGCAUGCAGAGAUAGGCUUCGGCCUGCACAGACUUGGAGCAUCGCUGGAAGCAAGCUACUACGAUGCAAUGGUCAUUGAGCUGGAGAGACUCGCGCCCCCCAGAGCGCGAGGACAGCAGUGGCGACUAGAGAAGAUCCUCGAGCGAGGAGCGAGUGAACAUGAAGUUCUUCCGGAGGAGGCUCUCCCUGGCAACAUCGACCAGAUGCUUCGUGACGUGGCAAGCGAGCUGUCUCAAGCGACCACGAGGAAUGAGCAGAGACCGGGCUAUGCCAUCAACCUCUCCAUCCGGGGUACCAUGCACUCCGACCUCCUCGUACAGCGAAGACUUCAACCCUGCCAAGCGUCCGAUGUAGCUCAAGGACAAUCAUGGGUCAAGUUUGGCACGGGCAACGACGAUCAGCUCAUCCCUCCUUACGCUGGCUUCGGAAAGCUUGUACAAGUGAUGCAGGAGACAGCUUGUUGUCUUCCGGAAGUUGGUGGACGCUGGACGUAUUUGGACACGAGAUACAAUGACAUGUGCUACAAAUACACCAUGCUUCCUCUCAACAGGUCGCAGGAGGGCAACAAGAUCUCGUUCCAUGUUGUAUGCGUUCAAUCGAACGACGAUGACGACGGGGAUGGAGCUGUGUAUCGACGGAUCGGUGUCGGGCGGGGAACGCUGAGUCUUGAUUCCCAGGGCGAGCCGGCAGGCCUUGUACUGCGAUUGGUCAUGGGGAAGGUUUGCAACAACGAGAAGAUGGAAGCCGAGGGCACGAAGCUUGAGAUGUGGCAGGGAGACUCGCGCAUCCUCCGAGGAACGAGCGACACAGAGCUGCGCAAGUUCCUCGGGCCUGAGAGGACGAUGGGAGACUUGAGUUACCGAGAGACUGACCGCGAGAGCUUCGAGCGCCUCUUGGCAGGGUUCUUGCCCGUGCAGCUGAGCUGGGAGGAGGCCAUACAGAGCGGAGAGAUCGAGCGGAUGGAGGAGCUGAUCCGCGAGGAUGCCCAACUUCUCACCAAGCCCAUGCGAGUCGCAAGGAUCAUCAAUGCCCCGCGCCUUCAGGGUAGAGACGGCUUCCCUGUGCUGCCCAUCGUUGCUGCUGCUCUGUACCGCCGCUUCGACGUCGUUGACGCGCUGCUGCCGCACUACGGAGCGAUAGGAAUGCAGUUUGACGCGUUCGUCAUGACCGUCUUGUCCGGGAGCAAGCGAGCUCGUCAGGCGCUCAAGGAGAUGCUAGGGGAGCAUCCUCACAUCCUCAGGGAGCUCUGUCCCAGCAGCGCUUUCAUCGGAGGUCGGCAAGCCACCCAUCCCCUUGCCUCGUCACGUGGGCCGACCGAGGACCUCAGGCUCGUCGGCUGCUCCCUUCUCGAGAUCGCCGCGAAGUUGCAGCUGACCGACACGGUACAGCUGCUCCUCCAGCUGGGCUCGACGCACACGCUAGUCUCUGCCCUGCAGGCUGGUGCGGUGGAAGAGCUACGGAGGAUCUUGCGACAAAGCCCAGCUGGAUUCAACCUUGUCAAUCGUCACUUUGACGGAAGGAGUGCGGCGGAGGCGAACAUCCAUAGCAUGACUCCGCUCAUGUACGCAGCCUACAGGAACGACGUGGCGAUGGCACGCAUGCUGCUGGAGGAGGGAGCCGACAUCUUCGUCCAAAGGAGGGGGCAGAGCUCUACCUGCAUCAACUACGCGCAGAUCUAUGACCGGAACGUACAGCAGCGCUUCCCCAUGCUGCUGCUGCUCCUCGAGGAGUACAGGAGGAGGAGGAGGGCAGGGGAAUGUCCUCCGGACUGGAUCAACCUGAGGGAGAGGUGCAAUGAAUGGAUGGACAGCACGCACCCGGACGCAAAGAACCUCAUCGUCGAGUACGAGCUCGAUAUGGAUGAGGACGACAUUGAAGGCGUUGACGAGGUCGUCUCGGAGCUUGAGCGCACCUCCCUGCAACCCUGCGAGAGAGACUCGGAACCGUAA